UGUCCAGCCGGCGUGCGAGAUUGCGUAAUUUUUGUGAACGUGUGAAAAGUCCAGAGACUGGUAACGAGUAUUCAAAACAUGGCCGCUUCCAUAUUCGUGCGAAGAGUUGCGAACAGAUCUUUUUCCCUUGGACCGUACGCUUCACGUAUUUCAUCUCAACUGCGUUUCUUCAGCGAUAAGGAAAAGAAAUGGACUACCGAAAAGUUCGAUGAAGUCGUAAAUAAGGACAAGGUAGUGGUGUUUAUGAAAGGAGUCCCUACUCAACCUAUGUGUGGUUUUAGCAACGCCGUGGUGCAGAUCCUAGGGCUGCACGGUGUUGAACAGUACGGGAGUUACAAUGUGCUAGAAGAUGACGAGCUUAGGCAAGGAGUUAAGGAAUACUCUAGCUGGCCAACGGUUCCACAAGUUUACAUGGGAGGAGAGUUCAUCGGUGGCUGCGAUAUUCUGUUGCAAAUGCAUCAAAAUGGUGAACUGAUUGAUGAACUUAAGAAAAUUGGGAUAAGAUCCUUGUUGUUGGACAAGGCUGAGGAAGAUAAAAAGGACACCUAAGACAAUUGGUUCUCCCCAGUUUCGGGAAAGGAACUAACCAAACAAACAAGACACUUGCUCAGAACGUUUUGAUGCUUCUAAAACUCGAGACAAACCAUGCUUGCUGUGUAAAUUUUGUAUUACGUAAUACACUCGUAAAGUUUCAUGAUCGAGACUACCAAGACAACGUGUACUUCUAAUACAAAACACUUUUCUUACGACUGCAUGCAAAAUGCUGGAAAAAUAUCUGUGUUUAUACCCUAGGGUGGGAGGUAUAUCCAUCUAAGGUUUGACAAACCAAGAAAAAGGCUUCCACUUGCAUAAAGUCACCAUAGACUAUAAUUUUCAAACACUCAAAAUUCUGGAAGAUUUUGCCAUAAAAUAAUCAGUAGUGACAUUUGCCGAAGUAUGGUUUUAUCUGAGAAAAAGAUUAGUGCUAAGGAUAAAAUUAAAAGACUACCCAAAGCAAAAA
This is a messenger RNA of Orbicella faveolata, 1000 nucleotides long. RefSeq names its product glutaredoxin-related protein 5, mitochondrial-like. Gene Ontology annotation, cellular component: mitochondrial matrix. NCBI's taxonomy places the organism in Eukaryota, Metazoa, Cnidaria, Anthozoa, Scleractinia, Merulinidae. The record is from RefSeq and is a predicted model, not a curated record.